GCGUGGCAUUUUCCUUUCGCAGGAGUUUGAAUGGGGUUGGUUUUGUAAAUUGCUCUCGCUAUAUGGAGGGAGGGGAUUGCGACUCCUCCAACCACGAGCGAUGGCGGCGGUGCGAAUGGGAAUCCGGCGCAUCUUCUCCAUCUCCGCCUCCUGCUGCGGCCCCUCCAUCGCCGGAGCCCUCCACCAAUCUCUUCGUCUCAGGCGAGCCCCUGGUUCUUCCUUUCCUCUCCGCUUUCUCCUCUUUUCUGUCUUCUCUUCUCCUCUCUUUCUUGUUGUGUGUGUCUAGGGCGUCGUCCGCGGUUGCUGAUCAUAUUAACUGGAGAAAGGCACUACCUUUGAUACCUAUCGGAUAUUGCCUCAAGUGGAUUGUGUCCAGCUGCUAGAACUGAAGGUGUAUUGGCGAGAUGAAAGGUGUUCUAUCAGCGGAGCUGAUUCUAGAGCUGACAAUGGGGGUAGUGAUUUGCAUGCUUCUAGUUACAGGUGCUAAGCUCUGGAUCUUGCCCCAUAAGAAGCGCACUCAGGUAAGCCUCUCAAGGAGGGCAUCAACUAUUCCCAUAAGUGCCAAUGGUGUUGAUGCUUUUUCCGUAGUCUCAGACUCUACCAUGGAACAGGAGUCCCCCAGCCAUUCUGAUUCUAAAGAAGGUGGCCCCUCAUGGAUGAAAGGAACUAAGAGGAAAAAACUUCCAAAAUACUCUUUCAAGGAUCUGAAAAGGGCAACUCGUAAUUUUGAGACAUUGAUUGGUCAGGGGGCAUUUGGUCCUGUUUAUAAAUCUCAGAUGCCCACUGGUGAGAUAGUUGCUGUUAAAGUUCUUGCUACUAAUUCUAAGCAAGGCAAGAAGGAUUUUCAAACAGAGGUGGUACUUCUUGGGAGAUUACACCAUAGGAAUAUUGUUAAUUUGGUUGGAUAUUGUGCUGAAGAAGGCCAGCAUAUGUUAAUAUAUGAUUACAUGACCAAUGGCAGCCUUGCGUCUCAGUUGUACAGUGAAAAGCAUAAUGUAUUGAGUUGGGAUUUGAGGGUUAAUAUAGCUCUAGAUGUUGCGAGGGGCUUAGAGUAUCUUCAUGAUGGUGUUUUUCCACCUGUAGUGCAUCAUGACAUCAAAUCUUCAAACAUAUUGUUAGACAACUUCAUGCGAGCUAGGGUCGCUGACUUUGGGCUAGCGAGAGUAAAAAUGGUCGGGUGCCGGACAUCCAGUGUCAGAGGAACUUUUGGUUAUCUUGAUCCUGAGUACAUAUCUUCGAGGUCACUCACAAGGAAAAGUGAUGUUUAUAGCUUUGGGGUUCUGCUUUUCGAGUUGAUCACAGGGCGGAAUCCACAGCAGGGUCUUAUGGAAUAUGUUAAUCUUGCUGCUUCAAAUGCCGCUGGAAGGUUUGGAUGGGAGGAAAUUUCAGAUCCCCGGCUUGAUGGGGCGUUCGACAUAACAGAACUUAAUGAUGUAGCAGCUGUCGCAUAUAAAUGUAUCAAUCAACUUUCUAGAAAUCGGCCACCGAUAAGAGAUGUUGUCCAGACACUAUACCGCAUUUCACAAGCCAGUUUCAGAAAGCAUCAUUGCUCGAGAUCAUCGCCCUUCACGGCAGAGGUAGAAUCCUUGGACAUAGGACCAUCAAAAUAUCACAGGUCAAUAUCUGAACAUCACAGAGUGGCAUCGUUCGGCACAGUGUUGGAUCUGCCUGAUGUUUGAAAUUCUGUAUAAGUGUAUUUCAUUAUCUUUCUUCAUUCAUUUACUAAUCCAUUCACAAUGAUAGCUUUGUAUAGUAUGCAUGUUAGAUUAACAAACACCGAAAAGAUGUUAUAAUUUUGACUGUCAUGGAUUAGGGCUUGGAAGUGUCGCAUAGUCUCUAAUUCCUCUGUAACAUGGACCUUUGUGCAUCAGUAUUUGGUUGUCAACAUAGCAAAUAAAAAUCUA
This is a messenger RNA of Musa acuminata subsp. malaccensis (wild Malaysian banana), 1904 nucleotides long. RefSeq names its product calcium/calmodulin-regulated receptor-like kinase 1. Lineage: Eukaryota; Viridiplantae; Streptophyta; Magnoliopsida; Zingiberales; Musaceae. Gene Ontology annotation, biological process: protein phosphorylation. The record is from RefSeq and is a predicted model, not a curated record. Gene Ontology annotation, molecular function: ATP binding; protein kinase activity.